Messenger RNA from Lathyrus oleraceus (garden pea), 1893 nucleotides. Its product is annotated as protein DETOXIFICATION 40. The transcript has 6 exons. Lineage: Eukaryota; Viridiplantae; Streptophyta; Magnoliopsida; Fabales; Fabaceae. Gene Ontology annotation, molecular function: xenobiotic transmembrane transporter activity; antiporter activity. The record is from RefSeq and is a predicted model, not a curated record. Gene Ontology annotation, cellular component: membrane. Bases 68 to 1636 code for a protein of 522 amino acids. Gene Ontology annotation, biological process: xenobiotic detoxification by transmembrane export across the plasma membrane.
CUUUGAUGAGACAUAGAUUCAUUGCGUUUGUGUUGUGGCUAACACUCAAACCAAAAUACUCACAAACAUGAGUACUACUUCCACUCACACCCACAAAGAUAUUGAUGAACCAUUGCUAGCAUCCAAUGAACCAACAGCACAAGAACUACCAUCGUCCUUCACUCAUUCGUUUGGUUCAAAACAUGAAUCAGAUGGUGAACUUGAAAGAAUUCUAUCUGACACAAGUCUUCCUUUUCUUAAACGUCUUGGACUUGCUUCAUGGGUUGAGCUUAAGAUGCUUUUUUACCUUGCUGCCCCUGCUGUUAUUGUGUACCUUGUCAACUAUGUCAUGUCAAUGUUAACUCAAAUAUUUUCUGGGCAUCUUGGUAAUUUGGAACUUGCUGCUGCUUCACUUGGAAAUAAUGGGAUCCAAAUCUUUGCUUAUGGCCUCAUGUUGGGCAUGGGGAGUGCUGUGGAGACACUAUGUGGACAAGCAUUUGGCGCAAAAAAAUAUGACAUGUUAGGCAUAUAUAUGCAAAGAUCAACGGUUCUUCUCAGUAUAACUGGUUUAGUAUUGACAGUAAUAUACAUACUCUCCGAACCACUUUUGAUCUUUCUAGGAGAAUCAUCAGAAAUUGCAUCAGCAGCAUCACUUUUUGUCUAUGGUCUAAUCCCACAAAUAUUUGCCUAUGCUAUGAACUUUCCAAUACAAAAAUAUCUUCAAGCACAAAGCAUAGUUGCACCAAGUGCAUACAUAUCUAUAGCAACAUUGUUUAUUCACGUUAUAUUAACUUAUGUUGCUGUGUACAAAAUUGGACUUGGUUUAUUGGGUGCUUCGUUGGUUUUGAGUUUCUCUUGGUGGAUAAUUGUGAUAGCACAGUUUGUGUAUAUUGUGAAGAGUGAAAAGUGUAAACAUACAUGGAAAGGGUUUAGUUUUCAAGCCUUUUCAGGGUUGUCAGAGUUUUUCAAGUUAUCAGCUUCAUCAGCAGUGAUGUUGUGUUUAGAGACUUGGUAUUUUCAAAUAUUGGUUUUGCUUGCUGGACUACUUCCUCAUCCUGAAUUGGCGCUUGAUUCUCUCUCUAUUUGUACCUCAAUAUCUGGAUGGAUGCUUAUGACCUCAGUUGGAUUUAAUGCAGCUGCAAGUGUGAGAGUGAGCAAUGAAUUAGGAGCAGGAAAUCCAAAAUCAGCCUCAUUUUCUGUUUUGGUGGUGACAGCGAUUUCUUUCAUAGUAUCAGUCAUAACAGCACUUUUGGUGAUUGCAUUUAGAGAUGUCAUUAGCUAUAUGUUUACCGAGGGUGAAGAAGUCGCUGCUGCUGUCUCAGAUCUUUGUCCUCUCCUCGCUCUUGCCAUUGUCCUCAAUGGCAUUCAACCUGUCUUAUCAGGGGUGGCUGUUGGAUGUGGAUGGCAAAGUUUUGUUGCAUAUGUAAAUGUUGGUUGUUAUUAUGGAAUCGGUAUACCUUUGGGUUCAGUUCUUGGUUUCUAUUUCAAAUUUGGUGCCAAGGGAAUAUGGUUGGGAAUGUUAGCUGGGACGGUUUUGCAAACAAUUAUUUUAGUGUGGACUACAUUUCGAACCGAUUGGAGUAAAGAGGUUGAAGAAUCAAGAAAGAGGUUGAACAAGUGGGAGGACAAGAUUGAUGAGACACUCCUUAAGAACUAAGAGGCCUUUUGUUUUGCAAUGUGAUUAAGAUAUCAUUAUUCUAAAUAAAUCAGUAUUGUGAUACGUAUGAAGUGAUUUAUUUUUCUUUUUUUCUUGAAAAAUAAAAACUAAAAAAAUAUGUUAAUGUCAUGUGAAAUUCAGUAUAUGAUUAUUUAUGUUCAGAUAAUUGUGAGGAAGUGAUGCAGAUUUGUUGGCAAUGUAUACAAUCAUAAUACAUUAUGCUAGGGAUAAUAUGAUGUAUUUGUGGUUGCUUUCUA